Coregonus sp. 'balchen' is the source of this 3037-nucleotide messenger RNA. Lineage: Eukaryota; Metazoa; Chordata; Actinopteri; Salmoniformes; Salmonidae. The record is from the annotation of a GenBank genome assembly.
AUGUCGAGCAAAAGGGCCAAGGGAAAGACUACCAAGAAGCGCCCCCAGCGCGCUACCAGCAAUGUGUUCGCUAUGUUCGACCAGUCUCAGAUCCAGGAGUUCAAGGAGGCCUUCAACAUGAUCGACCAGAACCGUGACGGGUUUGUCGACAAGGAGGACCUGCACGACAUGCUUGCCUCACUGGGUGAGUAUCUCUGAAGCUCCCCUUAUCUGAAAUCAGUCAAUUGUUUUCUCAUGGACUUCGUUUGAUUCACUCAAUGUGAAACUGAGGCACUGAAUGAUUUCGUGUUAUCUCUUGUGUGCUUGUGUUGGGCUCCCCCUUUAAAUUAUUGCCUGUAUGUCUUUUGAUCACUGCUUGGCGUUAAACUUUGUAGUGUUUGUGGACCCAGUCAGUCUUGCUGACAGGGUUUAGGUUUGUUAUGUAAGGUGAUACAGUAUGUUUACCCCCUGGCUAAGGUUGGGUGUGUCUCCCAGCUGGUAAGUUGGUGUUAGGAGAGAGGCAUUCUAUUGAAACAGUCAUCCAUUAACAAAGAACAUUCAUUUGUCCAGCAUUCCCUACCACCCUGUUCCCAUUGUGUUUUAUAUGAUUGAAACCAUUUAUGCAGAUAUUAUUGUAAAACUAGGUUGCUGUAUGCGCACAUGACUGAAUCGCUUUGGCUAAAAGCGUCUGCUAAAUGGCUUAUUAUUAUUACUGUUGACAGGGAGUUGAAUGCAGUCUGUUCUAAUGUGGCACUGUGUGAUCGUCCUUUUGUUUUUUAGGAAAGAACCCGACUGAUGAGUACCUGGAGGCGAUGAUGACUGAAGCGCCUGGGCCAAUCAACUUCACCAUGUUCCUCACCAUGUUUGGAGAGAAGCUCAAUGGCACAGAUCCUGAGGACGUCAUCAGGAAUGCUUUUGCCUGCUUCGACGAAGAGGGCACAGGUAAGACUAUAGCAAAUCUCAGGCUUUUUUUUUGGAGGGGGGGGGAAUAGGAACGCUGUCGGGCUGUAUAAAUUCAUACUGUUGUAGAUACUGAUAAUGGAUGCCGUAGUUGCGUAGAGAAGUUACGUUUUAUUAGUCGUAUGUACGGGAUAUGCAUGGUAUACAUCAUCCAACGAAAUGAUUAGUUUCAGGUUCCUUCUCGACAUUGCUAACAACAAUAAGAAAUAGUAGAAGAAGAAUGCGAACCAAGUGAAUGGCAGUAGAAUAGAAUAAACGUUUUAGUGUAAGUAAUAUAGGAAGGAACAAUUUAUAGUCCAACAUUUACACGUGUAUUGGGGUGGGGGGCAAGUGUAUAAAUUGAGCAGUAUAAUAAGUCUGGUAGCAGCAGUUGUGGUGUGUGUAGAAUGAAUGUAUAUAUGUAUGUGUGCUAAGGUGCGGAGAAUCAGAGCAGGUGGUCAGUGCAGUUCAAGUGCUCAGCAGUCUGAUGGCUUGUGGAUAGAAACUGUCUCUGAGCCUGUUGGUAUCAGACCUUAUUCUCAGUCUGCCUGACCGGUAAGGGAGAGCACAUCUCGUGUGUGUGUGGGUUUCUUGAUGAAGAAGAUACAAUUCCCGAGUUGUUUGCUUUUCAGGAUAUUCCUAAUCUCAUUCUCAGCUGGAUAGACUGUACUAGCUUCCUCAGUGCCUCUGGAUGUGUGGGCUGUACCAUUAACAGGUCCUUUUGGUUAAACCAUGGCUCCCAGGGGUUUAGUCCCCAAAUAAUGAUGGAACCAGUGGUAUACUACGAAGCAAGCUAGAUCUACUCAGGCUUUUAUAAAGCUAGCCAGCUUCACAUUCCAGGCCAGGCUUCAUCCGUACUAAGAGGAUGUAUAUCGCUCCUCUGCCUGCCGCUAGCUCUAGCAGGCUUGUAAUUGCGCGUGCAUUUCGCACGUGGCUAGUCGAACGCCAAACUCUUCAUUGAGACAAUGCUGAAACCUCAAUCCAUGGGUGAGUCGGUGUCUCAUUUUAAAUUUGUGCCGAAAUCAAAAUGAAAGAAGUUAUUACAAAUGCAUCAGGCUAUGGUGUGAAAUGGGCUUGUAGAGGUGCCGUCUUUAUUUUAUUACUUAUCGUUAAUGCCGUCUUUGGUGUGCUUAUUCCCACUACUAUCGCUCCUAUCUGUGGAACAGCUUGUUGCGUUGGGCUAUAGACAUAUCAUCUAUAGAAGGGUUUUGGAACCUCCAACCCUGGCAAUUUGAAUCAAACUCGGGUACACUAGCAAUUGCUGCCAGUCUUGAUUUGAAUGGGACCUGCCAUCUAUGGAUUAUGUCUAUGGUUGUGGCUCAGUCUUUUGCAAAUUUCAAAAUACAAUAGUGUGAGAAACGUACAGUUUGGAAAGCAAAUGCUGCCAUUUAAAUGUGUAAUGUGAUAGGUAUUUUAACAUUACCAUUUUUUUACACACAAAAAAUGUAAUAUUUAAUCACUUCCUCAAAUGAUGACAAUCUUUGCGAGAGGGCGGGUAUCUGAUUUCAUUGGUUCUCAACUCGUGGCUAAGACACUUUAUUCAGGAUAAAUGGAGUUAGCCCUGAGUUAGCCUGCCUGGCUAAAAGGUGAGGGCUAUGGUCCAUAUGGGAAAUUCAUGCUUACAAAAAUACACAUUGGGCAUUUUGUUUAAUUUCCUUGAAAGGAUCGCUACCCCAAAACUUCAUUUCAAAAUAUCAUGCUUGAGGGGGCUGCAUUUUCCUUAAAUGGAUUGUAAAUACAGAAAUAUGCUUUAUCAACUUUGAUAAAAUGUCUUGGUUAAUGUUGUUUCAUAUUGGGUUGGCCAGAUGCAUGUUAUUUAAGAUAACGUUGAGGGGUUGGGUGUGAGUCAACAAAUUAAUAACCCAUGCAUCACUGCCCGGGGGAAGUAACCAUGACAUGGGCAUUAUCGCAUACCGGUCUCACUGCAUCACCCUGUCUGUCCUCAGGUGUCAUCCAGGAGGAAUACCUCCGAGAGCUACUGACCACAAUGGGCGACCGCUUCACAGACGAGGAGGUGGAUGAGCUCUUCAGGGAGGCGCCCAUCGACAAAAAGAGCAACUUCAACUAUGUGGAGUUCACACGCAUCCUAAAACACGGAGCCAAGGACAAGGACGAUUAA